Molecule: messenger RNA, 987 nt
Organism: Pieris brassicae (large cabbage white)
Lineage: Eukaryota; Metazoa; Arthropoda; Insecta; Lepidoptera; Pieridae
Product: forkhead box protein J3-like
Exons: 2
Coding region: 34-987 (317 amino acids)
Biological process (GO): regulation of transcription by RNA polymerase II
Molecular function (GO): DNA-binding transcription factor activity, RNA polymerase II-specific; RNA polymerase II cis-regulatory region sequence-specific DNA binding
Source: RefSeq, a predicted model, not a curated record
GCCGGCCGCGCCGAUCGAUAUUGCUGAAUCACCAUGCAUAUCACAUCAGGGCUUUCGCCGGCCUCUGGAGAGAUGCUGGACCUCUACAGCGAUCAUGCGGUGCCAGAAUCAUCGCACACAGUGGAAAUCGAAUACGUGUACGAGCAGCCAGAUAUGUACGUGUCAGACCUGCCGAAAAAGAGACCGAAGCGUAUCAGAGAAGAGCAGGAGACAGAUUUAACGAAUUUAAACUGGUUGCAGAAUAUAACGAAUAUAAUGUCCAUACCGCAAUGUCCGAUAUCACCGGUGAUCCCACCGAAAUCGCACAGCACGCGGCUGGAGAAGUUCAACCAGACGAUAACGAAAUGCCAAGAUGAUUUUAUGGCGAAUAGAGAUGAUUACAAGAAUAACAGUGAGAAGAAACCGCCGUACUCCUACAGCACAUUGAUAUGCAUGGCGAUGCGAUAUAACAACGAUAAAAUGACUUUGUCCGCGAUUUAUUCAUGGAUUCGUGAUAACUUCAAGUAUUAUAGGAACGCCGAUCCUACUUGGCAGAAUUCCAUCCGCCACAAUCUAUCCCUAAACAAAGUGUUUGUCAAGGAAGCAAGGUCCAAACAAGAGCCUGGAAAGGGUGGAUUUUGGAAACUCGACCUCGCACAUCUAGAAGGCACCAAGCGUAUCUCCAACCGACCUCACAAGAAGAAAAAACUUGAGAGAGACUCAAAAAAUGAAGACAAAGUAGCUGUGGCAAACAUACCUCAAAUGGAUAGUCAGUUACUUGACAUUCACGACAUUGACCAAGCGGUGACUUUGCACCUGCCAGACUUGAGUUUGCCAAUUUCCAUGGAUUUAGAGACGAAUAUUGGAGCAAAUGUCAUAGUGGAACCGGCGAUACCACCUCCUUUGAUCCCUGAUGAUGACCUGUCAUCGUUACUCCUGAACCCAACCGAUUGGGGCGACUUGCAACUUGAUAUGUUUGAUAAUUAUUUGGAUCCAUGUUUCAAGUAA